CAAGCCCCGGUUUUACUUCACUCAGUACAGGAAUGAAACGUAGACUUCCUGUUUUUGGUUUAAGACAAAACUAGGGGAUGGGAUUAAAACCAAAAUAAUACUUUCGGAGUUUUAAUCCUUUAAAUGGCUUGAAGACUGUUUUUUUAUUUGUUACGACGCGAGAAUUCAGAUAUUUUGGAUGGAUCAAAUUGGGCAGAGGAGAGCAUGGACAGCUCAGUGACCCUGUGGCAGUUCCUGCUGCAGCUGCUGCUGGACCCUGGCAAUGAGCAGCUCAUCUGCUGGACCAACGAGGAUGGCGAGUUCAAGCUGCUGCAGGCUGAGCAGGUGGCCAAGUUGUGGGGCGCUCGCAAGAACAAGCCCAGCAUGAACUACGACAAGCUGAGCCGAGCCCUGCGCUACUACUACGACAAGAACAUAAUUAAGAAAGUAAACGGGCAGAAGUUUGUAUACCGCUUCGUCUCCUACCCGGACAUUUUAAAAGCUGAUUACGCAGCCCGAGCUGAGGGGACCGAAGCGAGUCCCCUUCCUUCUCCCGAGCAACAACCAAACAAAGGCCAACCAGUGGGCAACAAACCGACCAAGGACACCUUCAAACCUGGCAGUGCGGCUCCGAGCCAACCCAAAUCGUCUGGCCGGAACGACUACAUCCACUCAGGUCUGUACACGUCCUUCACGUUGACCUCUCUCCAGUCAGGAACGCAGCUCUUCAAGUCCAUCAAAAUGGAAAACCCAGGAGAGAAGAUGGCAGAGAAGAAGGAAGCCGCGCAGCCUCCGUCGGUCAUCAAAUUCGGGACUUCGCCUCUGUUGAAAGCGCCUACACAGAGCGUGAUGGAGAAGCCGACUCUGCCCGCGCAGCCGAUUCAGCCCCCGAUCCAGACAUCAGAGCCCGAGGAAAAGCAGCUCACUCCCACCACGCCGCUCGAGGUGAACUCUGGUACUGACGCAGCACCAAUGAACAUCAUCCUCUCAGGCAUUUCUCCUUCUCUGGGAUGUCCCUCGCCCUCUCCCAGCACACUCGCCGACUCCAAGGAGCUGAUCAUUGACACAGACGUCGAGUCCAUUUCCUCUCAGCCUACAGAGCUGCAGCUACAGGUUCAGCCCUCAUCUGAAUCCAGCUGUUCGGACUUGUCUCUGUACCUGAGCCGUAGUCAGAGCGGCAAAACGUCAAAGAAGCCCCGAGGGCUGGAGAUCAUGCCCACGCUUUUGGUGAGCAGCUCGGACUUGAGUCCACUCAACCUGUCCAGUCCGUCGCUCCCUACAGCCUCGCUCACGCCGGCCUUCCUGCAGAGGCUUGUUAUUCGGACAGUAGAUGGCAGUAACGCACCAGUUUUGGAGACACCCUUGUUGCUCACACCAAGCCCUCUGCUCUCCAACAUCCAUUUCUGGAGCACGCUCAGUCCCGUUGCUCCCAUCAGCCCGGCCCGAAGACAAGGCGCGCACACACUCUUUCAGUUUCCGUCCGUCCUGAGCUCCAGCCAGUUCUCAGUGCCGGUACACAGUCUGGACGGCACCAACACGCCAGGACCGAUUUCUCCAGAUCCACAGAAGACAUAAGAGGAUAAAAAAAAGGAAGAAAAAAAAGCAAAAUAGACUGCUGCGAUUGGUGGGUUUGCCUUUACACAAAACAUCCUCAUCCCACACCUUUGUUUGUCCGUGUUAAGAUGCAGACCCACCGCGUGUUACCUGUUGACCAAAUUCUCCCUUCUGGUGACGAAGGCGAUAAGUAAUUAGGACCUUCAUUACGGGUUUCAUGUGGAACUUCGUCUUCAGCCUGGAGGGAGAGUUGUGAUGGUGUUCUCUUUGCUCAAAUGGUCGUCGAGCCAUCGAAGCGUAGUUCCCGAAAGGAUUAGUGUUAACUUCUCCGUCAUUUCAAUUUGCUAGUGUUUGUGUUGUUUUCGGAGAUUGGCUUUCAGGGAAUCACUGUUAUCGCAGUUUGUUUCUUCAGGAGUUUUCACUCCUAUUACAGCGAUUCUUACGUGACACUGAUUUUCUUUUUAUACUUUCUACAUAGGGAUGCAUCGAUUGCCCUGACCAAGUAUGUUUCUUGGUGCUCGUAGAUACCGAAAUGAGUAACCUGCUUAGUAUCUAAUCACAUACAGACCAUUUUGCUUAUUUUAUGUUGCCCCAGUUUAAACAGCGAUCAGGAAACCAUAUUCUUUGUAUAAAAGUUAGCCAAGUUGAUUUUAAAGCAUAUUAGCUACCUAUUUUACUGAUACAAGGUGACUAUCGAUGCAUCCCUACUUCUCCAUCGUGAGGCGUCAUAUGUAAAUUGCCUCUCUGUCAGGUCAAUCCAUUCAUUUUGCACCUUUUUUUUUGUUGUUGCCAUAAAUCUACAAGCAACUUGAUACACAAACACUUGUAUCAGUCACUUAACAAUGCACUUACGCACUAAUUAAGCCUCAGACAUUUAAAACUCUUUUCAGAAAUAUCGCGAGAUUGUAAUCUAGUUUGGUUAUGACAAAAUAAGACACAGGGACUCUAAACAUCCAGAUGCUUAUUUUUGUAUCGGCUGUUCAAAUACGGUUUAUAGCAAUCCUACUAUUUUUCAAGAGAUAUAUUCGUAUAUCAUGGAGGUUUCAAGACAUAAGUUGAAUUCAGGUGUCAAAAGUGAAUAAAAAAAAAAAGAAUAUAUAUAAAUAAAUAAAUAAAAACAGCCCUGGAUUCUUCUGGAAAAGCUAUUUUUGUAACUUUACAGACAAAGAAAUAGAAAGAAUAUCUGGAAAUUAUAUUUAAGCCACUAGACUUUCGAAUUUUUUAAUGCUUUUAAAAAAAAUUAAACAUUAAAAUAGUCAAAAUGUAAAUUUUGGCAGGCGCCACGUUUCUAAUUCACCGCAUCGAAUUCAGAUUCAAUUAGGCUGAAAACUCAAUAGCUGAAUCUGUGCUUUACUUUUACAUACAAUCUUGAAUCUGAAUUGAAGUGUUGUGCCACCAGAAAAUAAAUAAAUAAAUAGAACGUGAAAUUUGUGCAUAAUAUUAUUUUCAAAUGUGUAUUAUAAUAUGAAUCUGGUUUUAAAAGACUUGCAUACAGGUUCAGUUUGGUUGAACUUAAUUUCACAUGCAAGCAUAAAGGAGUAGAAAUAUAUAUAAUAGAAGCAAAUAUUUAAUAUUUAAAGUAAAUUUAAAUAUAAAUGAAAUGUAUGAAAUUCAAGUUCCGAUUGGUGCAAAUAUUCUGUAGAAACAAGGCAUAGAUUUACAACUGUGUAAAACAGCCAGGUCUUUUAAUUUGGUACUUUUGUUGACAAAUUGACAACAGCUAAUUUCUAUGGAAUGAAAAAUGUCACUACAAUCUGAAUUUAAAAGUAUAAUUUUGCAUUUCUAAAUGAACUUUUAUAGUUGAAUUACAUCAAAUUGAAAUUGUAUUCCAUGGUUUGAAUGUGUGCAUGGUUUCAAAUUUAGUUUUAUAAUAAUCAGGUAUAGAAGACUCAAAUUAGUUUUUUGGUGGCACAGUCCAUUUCAGACUCAGUUCUUCAAAUUCAGACUUGAAUUUUCAAAACAUGACUGAAUUGGCUCAGACUGAAUUGAGAAGUCAAAUAUGUGCUCCUUUGUUUUCCUGAAGUCCCCAGAUGUAGUGUUUUGAAAAAAAUUCUACACUUGAUUAUCAUCUUGUAUUUGAAGCCUUGGACACAAAUUCCAGCCAUGGAAUACACUAUUAAUGAUUUCAAUCAACUACAAAACUUUAUUUCCAAAUUCAUGUAAAGAUUUGUAGGUAACACAUAAAUUCACACUGUAGUGGUAUGUUUCUCAUUCCAUAAGUUUCCACCUUCUACAAUCUACAAUUCUACAUUUGCAGCGUGGCGUCUUUGUCAAAUAAAUUUCUUUCGAUUACUAAAGCCAGCAAAUUCCUACAGCUAUGAUGAAAUCCAGGAAAUACAUAUCUAAUAUUUGCACAAUGCAAAAUCCUACCUCUAUCAUUGUGUUGAAUUAGGAUCUCGUCAAGCCACGACUCAAACGCAGAACUGGAUUCACGGCCACACGCAGCCUGGCAUUGUUAUUCGCUCAGUGCACACGCGCACUGCGAGCACUUGAAGAGCAAAUUAACCUAAAGCUCAGUGUCAAAUGUGUGACAGAGUAAAAGAUUAUGAAACGGAAAUUAUUUAGCAUCUCAGACUGAGUCUCAGGUAUGUUAAAUACUUUCAAAUACCAAGCACUUAUGCAGUGUGUGUGGAACUUGACGUGCAGUGAUUAACUUUAUAAACAAAGCAUAGUUAGAGAACAUGGGCAUUAUAAAUACACAGCCAAUAAUAAAACUACAUAAAAAAGAUGGAUAAAAAGAGGCAAAAUAAACAAGUGACUUAAUUUGAUUUUAGUUUUAGAAUUUCAGCUAAAAUAAUUUUUUUGAUGAAAACAAACAAAAAAAAAACCCAGACAUCAAAGCUGUUUUUAAAAAGUCAUGCAAAAUAUAGCUGCUAAAUUUUUCUAAUAAGCAUUCUUUCUAAUGCUUAUGUUACGAUUACUAAGUAACAAAUAUAAAUACAUAAUCAACAAGAUUUGCUUUAUUGGUUUAUAACAAAAUUAACAUUUAAAUGUUCAUCAGUUAAAACUAUUU
Molecule: messenger RNA, 4546 nt
Organism: Ictalurus punctatus (channel catfish)
Lineage: Eukaryota; Metazoa; Chordata; Actinopteri; Siluriformes; Ictaluridae
Gene: elk4
Product: ETS transcription factor ELK4
Exons: 7
Coding region: 205-1554 (449 amino acids)
Biological process (GO): regulation of transcription by RNA polymerase II; cell differentiation
Cellular component (GO): nucleus
Molecular function (GO): sequence-specific DNA binding; DNA-binding transcription factor activity, RNA polymerase II-specific
Source: RefSeq, a predicted model, not a curated record